This is a messenger RNA of Chiloscyllium plagiosum (whitespotted bambooshark), 674 nucleotides long. The record is from RefSeq and is a predicted model, not a curated record. Lineage: Eukaryota; Metazoa; Chordata; Chondrichthyes; Orectolobiformes; Hemiscylliidae.
AUGGUCCAGAAAACGCUGAGAUCCGCUCGGUCUUUCAGUCGGAUUGUGCGACCAGUGGCCUGUUCCUCGCUGCCAGAGCUGGCACAUUGACCUGUCAGGCCAUGUCCGUGCCAAGCCCAAACUACAGCUGGUUACUGAAUGGCCUGGCUGUUGGACAGGGCAGUGUGCUCUCGUUCCCUGGUCUCAGGGCAAACCAGACGGGAAACUACACCUGUAUCGCUACAAACAACCGAAACAACAACCAACUCUCCACAUCCACACAGCUCACUGUCGUCGGUUCCUGCCUGAGCGUUGGGGGCGCGGUGGGAGUGGCUCUUGGAUCUGCUGCUGCCCUGUUUCUCCUCAUCCUGCUGAUCGUGCUUCUGGUCAGGCGCAAACGUGCCCAGAAGAAGGAUGUAGCAAAGAUGGCAGCCUUCAGCUCCAGCAAGGAGAAGGUGCUCCCGUGGAUCAGUCAGAACCCAGGUCUGGAACGGGCCGUCUCCCCCACUCCAGUCUACAGCUCCCGUCAGGAAUCUGUCUACAGCAGCUACCCGCCCUCCAAUGGCUCAAUGGUAGCGUCCACAGUCGAUGGGGGAGUCAGCACCUACUCAAUUCAGACAGGACGCACUGGGCAAUUGUCUACUUUAGUGUGAGGUGGAGUUGGCGAGGGGGACGGUGACCCUGGACUGACCUCA